AUGGCGCACAAGGACGCGGCAGCUGCAGAAGCGCAGCCGGUGCACAAGGCCGACGACUCGGAGCGUCUCCACGAGCUCGGGUACGACCAGGAGCUCAAGCGCGGCUGGUCGACCCUGGAAUCGGUCGGCGCGAGCUUCAGCGUCAUCAGCGUGUGCACCGGCAUCACUACGAGCUUCCUUCUGGGCAUGACGAACGGCGGACCAGGAGUUAUGGCCAUCGGGUGGAUCUGCGUCUCCAUCAUGACCAUGUGCGUCUUCGAUCCCUCGAGCUUGCCGGUACGGUUCGUCGCCUUCUCGAUGGCCGAGGUCGUGUCGGCCGUCCCGUCGGCAGGAGGGCCCAUGCACUGGGCAGCGCUCCUCGCUCGGCCCAAGUACAGCGCGUUCGCCGCCUACGCGACAGGCUGGUUCAACUUGCUCGGCCAGAUCGCCGUUACAGCGUCCAUCACAUUCGGAAAUGCAAACCUCAUCGCGACCCUCGCCGGCGAGUACGGCUUCGAGAGCUCGGCCGCCCGCAUCAUCGGCAUCGACGCCGGCCUCCUCGUCCUAGCUGGCCUGUUGAACUCGGUCGACGUCAAGCUGCUUGGUCACCUCAACCGCCUGUCGAUCGCCAUGCACUCGGUCGGUGUCUUCUCGGUCGGCGUCGCCCUUCUCGCGAGCGCGCCGUCUUUAAGGUCGGCAAAGGAAGUGUUCGGCACGUUCUACGACGGCACGGGCGACCCUGGAUGGAGCAUGCGGGCUUCUCCUGCCUACGUGGCUCUCACUGGUAUCCUCCUUGCCCAGUUCACCAUCACCGGCUUCGACGCGUCGGCGCACAUGGCCGAGGAGACGGCAGACUCGGGACGAGCAGCACCUCUCGGCGUCCUCAUCUCGGUCGGCGCGUCGGCGUGCUUCGGCCUCUUCUACCUCUUGUCCCUCCUCUUCUCGAUGCCGGACUACCAGGCGACCCUCGACUCGAGCCAGCCCGUCCUCCACAUCUUCGUCGAAGCGUUCGGCAAAACGAGAGGUGCUGUCGCGUUCGGCUUCAUCAUUUGCUGCGUCACACUGUGCGGCACCUUCUCGGUCACGUCAAACAGCAGGAUGUGCUUCGCCUUUGCGCGCGACGCCGGCCUUCCGCGCUUCUUCGACAAGGUCGGGGCGAGAACGGGCGCGCCGGUCCGGACCGUGUGGCUCGCCGUCGUCCUCGCCUUCUGCCUCGCCCUGCCGUCGCUCGGUAGCGCCGUCGCGUUCACCGCCGUUACCUCGAUCGCAACCAUCGGCCUGUACAUCUCCUACAUCAUUCCUAUCGCAAUCGCGGGCUUCGACCAAGCUCGAUUCCGCACACUGCGAGGCCCCUUCCACCUCGGUAUGCUCAGCAGGCCCGUCGCCCUCAUCGCGACAGCCUACGUGAUCUUCAUUACCGUCGUCUUCUGUUUCCCGACGGCCAAUCCAGUCGACAUCAACACGCUCAACUACGCGCCGGUCGCCGUCGGUAUCGUGCUCGUCUGGGUCUUUGUGUCCUGGUUCUGCGGCAUGCGGCGCGUCUUCCGGGCGCCGACGCAGGACUCUUCUAUGGCGGCGCCGACCAAGGUGUCGAGGUUGAGCGACGAAAAGGCCGACGAGGAGGGCAAGGACGAGCCUGCAGGAGGCUCGAUCGCGCAGGUCAUUACGAGGUGA
Rhodotorula graminis WP1 is the source of this 1653-nucleotide messenger RNA. RefSeq lists its product as uncharacterized. The record is from RefSeq and is a predicted model, not a curated record. Gene Ontology annotation, biological process: transmembrane transport. Gene Ontology annotation, molecular function: transmembrane transporter activity. Gene Ontology annotation, cellular component: membrane. The transcript has 9 exons. NCBI's taxonomy places the organism in Eukaryota, Fungi, Basidiomycota, Microbotryomycetes, Sporidiobolales, Sporidiobolaceae. Bases 1 to 1653 code for a protein of 550 amino acids.